CCGCCCACCCUAUAUAAAUUCCACCCAUCUCCCCACGCCGCGCCCUCUCGCCCAGAACCCUAGCCCUCGCGCCGCCGCAAGCGCUCGAGCUCCUCGCCGCCCGCGGGCUCGCGCUGCCGCAACGCAACCAUGAAGUUCAACAUCGCGAACCCGACCACCGGGUGCCAGAAGAAGCUCGAGAUCGAUGACGACCAGAAGCUGCGUGCCUUUUAUGACAAAAGAAUCUCCCAGGAAGUCAGUGGUGAUGCUCUUGGCGAGGAAUUCAAGGGUUACAUCUUCAAGAUUAUGGGUGGUUGUGACAAACAAGGCUUCCCAAUGAAGCAAGGAGUGCUAACCUCUGGGCGGGUCCGCCUUCUGCUCCACAGGGGCACUCCCUGCUUCCGUGGGUAUGGCAGGCGUGAUGGUGAGCGCCGGAGGAAGUCGGUCCGUGGUUGCAUUGUCAGCCAAGACCUAUCUGUUAUCAACUUAGUGAUUGUCAAGAAGGGUGAGAACGAUUUGCCUGGCUUGACUGACACUGAAAAGCCCAGGAUGAGGGGUCCAAAGAGGGCCUCAAAGAUCAGAAAGCUCUUCAACCUUGCCAAGGAUGAUGAUGUACGCAAGUAUGUCAACACAUACCGCAGGACAUUCACUACCAAGAAUGGCAAGAAGGUGAGCAAAGCUCCCAAGAUCCAGCGGCUUGUGACUCCGCAGACCCUCCAGAGGAAGCGUGCCAGAAUUGCAGAGAAGAAGAAGAGGAUAGCCAAGAAGAAGUCCGAGGCCGCCGAGUACCAGAAGCUGCUCGCCCAGAGGCUCAAGGAGCAGAGGGAGCGCCGCAGCGAGAGCUUGGCCAAGAGGAGGUCCAAGCUUUCUGCCGCUGCCAAGGCCUCCGCCACCACCUCCGCCUAAGAAUGUUCAGAUGCUUGUUGUUUUAAGGCGCUUCCUCUCUAAGUUUAUACCUGAUGAACGGAUGCACUGUGUUUGAUGAUCAGUAGAACCUCUGCUUUUUAUCCUUCUAGUGGAAUUGGUACAAUUUUGCAUGAACAUGGUACAGGCUUGUUUGAGCUUUUCGAGUA
Molecule: messenger RNA, 1052 nt
Organism: Phragmites australis (common reed)
Lineage: Eukaryota; Viridiplantae; Streptophyta; Magnoliopsida; Poales; Poaceae
Product: small ribosomal subunit protein eS6
Exons: 6
Coding region: 130-885 (251 amino acids)
Biological process (GO): translation
Cellular component (GO): ribosome
Molecular function (GO): structural constituent of ribosome
Source: RefSeq, a predicted model, not a curated record